CGUACGUUAGCGUUCUAGUGCCAUUUUAUCAUCGGCUCUCGACAGUGAAACAUCGUUGUAAAUAUUCGCUUAUCGAAUCACUGUCGGUAAAAGAUUUCAUUAUCAACAUUUUUAAGUUACUAGUCAUUGUUAUCAUCUGUGCUACAAUGUCUCAACAAUUUUGUUUAAAGUGGAACAACCACAUGAAUAACAUGAUGGAUGUGUUUAAAAACUUACUGUCGACAGAAGCGCUAGUCGACGUAACUCUUGCCUGUGAUGGGUUGAGCUUAAAAGCGCACAAAAUGGUUCUUUCAGCUUGCAGUCCAUUCUUCCAGUCUCUGUUUUUAGAGAAUCCCUGUAAGCAUCCAAUUGUGAUACUUAAAGAUAUGAAAUACAGUGAACUGAAAGCUAUAAUAGAAUUCAUGUAUCAUGGUGAAGUGAAUGUUGCACAAGAUCAACUCUCAGCCCUUAUGAAAACAGCAGAGACUCUUAGAGUAAAAGGGCUGGCAGAGGUAACAAAUGAAAAGAACUCUGAAUCCUCUAAUACUACUACACCUGCACAAGAGGAUUCUAGUCAUAGAACUGUGCAGCAAAGGACAGAUACACCGCCUCCACAAAAUAAACGAAGACGUGGCCGAACAAGAAAGCGGUCGCUAAGUGACUCUAACCGUAGUGAUGAAGAUUCUAUUGAACCAAAGAUCAAACAGCCAGAUUCUCCUGAUAUUGAAGAAAUAUCAGGUGAUUUAACUAUGGAGGGUUCUAGUGGAGGACAGUAUUCUAAUUUACAAUCUCAGGUGCCUAUGCAGACUUUACCAUCCCAUAACACAAACUCUUUUCAUAAAUCAUCAUCUAUAGCUCAAGAUGCUCAGAUUGAGGAGCCAGCAUCAGCUGAUGAAAGUGAAUUUGGGGUGGAACCUGCUAAAUUAUUAGAACAAACUUUGACAACAGAUGAUUUGUCAAAUGCACGUCGAAGUGGUAGAUCUUCUGUUCCUUCCUCUGGCAUGGAGAUGCAGAGGAGGCCUAGGAGUAGCACAGAUCAUUCCUCAAACUUAGUCCCUACAUCAAUGCCAUCAGAAGCCUUAGGUUCAAAUACACAACCAGAAAGCCCUCCAGAUAUCAAACCAGAGCUACUUGAGUUGGAUCCGCCAAUGUCACCUGUGGCUGGACCAUCUCAUAGCUCGGACAAUUCCAUGAUGAUGUAUAUGGAUCAGUCAACCGUAUCAUCACUUCCAGGGCCAAGUGGUUAUCAAGAUAAUUCAGCACUUGUUUCACAGGAUUCACAACCUCAAGGUAAAUAUAAGGUUUUGUAUAUUAUUUUGGUAUUAAGAUAUUCAAAUGAGAUCAGGAAAUGGUUAUUAAAAUCCAGAAAGAUAAAUUUCCUAAAAUUAAUAGUUUUGAAUCAUGAUGAUAAUUUAUCUGAGGACCAAAUAUGUCGCCCAGUUAACAGUUCCAUUAUUUUAGAUUGAAUCAACUACCAAUUGUUUAAAAUAAAUACUAAUUGUUUGAAAUUAAAAUUUGAUUAAAAAGAAAGUUAAUGUAAAUGCAAACUUGUUCAUUUGGCUGAACCAGCCUUGUAUCUUUCCAUUUGU
Molecule: messenger RNA, 1568 nt
Organism: Stegodyphus dumicola
Lineage: Eukaryota; Metazoa; Arthropoda; Arachnida; Araneae; Eresidae
Biological process (GO): regulation of transcription by RNA polymerase II
Cellular component (GO): nucleus
Molecular function (GO): protein binding
Source: RefSeq, a predicted model, not a curated record